AUGCAAGGAGGUAGAGGUAGAAAGUUGGUUAUGAGGAAGACACAAGGAGGUAGAAAGUUGGUUAUGAGGAAGACACAAGGAGGUAGACAGUUGGUUAUGAGGAAGACACAAGGAGGUAGACAGUUGGUUAUGAGGGAGACACAGGGAGAUAGAAAGUUGGUUAUGAGGAAGACACAAGGAGGUAGACAGUUGGUUAUGAGGACACAAGGAGGUAGAAAGUUGGUUAUGAGGAAGACACGAGGAGGUAGAAAGUUGGUUAUGAGGAAGACACAAGGAGGUAGAAAGUUGGUCAUGAGGAAGACACAAGGAGGUAGAAAGUUGGUUAUGAGGAAGACACAAGGAGGUAGAAAGUUGGUUAUGAGGAAGACACAGAGAGGUAGAAAGUUGGUUAUGAGGAAGACACAAGGAGGUAGACAGUUGGUUAUGAGGAAGGCAUGA
Homarus americanus (American lobster) is the source of this 438-nucleotide messenger RNA. Its product is annotated as S-antigen protein-like. Bases 1 to 438 code for a protein of 145 amino acids. The transcript has a single exon. The record is from RefSeq and is a predicted model, not a curated record. NCBI's taxonomy places the organism in Eukaryota, Metazoa, Arthropoda, Malacostraca, Decapoda, Nephropidae.